Messenger RNA from Helicoverpa armigera (cotton bollworm), 7109 nucleotides. It is a transcript of the gene pico, whose product is annotated as pico. The record is from RefSeq and is a predicted model, not a curated record. Bases 805 to 3927 code for a protein of 1040 amino acids. The transcript has 13 exons. NCBI's taxonomy places the organism in Eukaryota, Metazoa, Arthropoda, Insecta, Lepidoptera, Noctuidae. Gene Ontology annotation, biological process: signal transduction.
AAAUAAUAAUUCUGGGGUCAUUAGCAAAAAGUGAUAAAAAAUGUUGAUAUGCGUGAAUGAGGGAGCAUCGUGUCGACUUUGGGCACCGGGCGCAAGGCGGGGCGCGCGGCACGCUCGGGGUUCGAGCCCGGUCCCCUCACGCACACAGCCGCGCCGAGCUUCGUCCACUCAUUCUGGAAUCAAACAACGUAGCGUAGCGGGCCGCGCACACGUGCGCAAGUCACAAAACACGGUUGCCGUUUGUCUACUUGCGCCCCCCCUGCGCUGCCUGCCUCGAACGGCCGACUCAGCGAGCGCUCAUGCUUCAUUUUGUAAUACUACUCACUUCAGUGUGCUCGACGCUGCCUAGUUGUGGUUGGAGCCCGCGAAUGUCGUACGCGUUUUGUGGGUUCCUCGUUAGUGCUCUUUGUUCUGUGAUUUUACCAAACGUGAUAGCAGGCGCGAAAAAGUUUGUUUUCGGCAAAGUGAACGGGCGAGGUCGCCUACGAUAUAACAACUAACUGUAGUGCGGUAGACUUGUGGUGCAGUUCCGCGCAGGCUCCGUGUUCUGUGCUCCGUUGAAAUAACAAACUCGUUUCCAUACAUACUAAUCCUAAGUGCAUACUGACUGACUAUACUAGUAUGAAAUAACAAAAUGGCAUUUAUUGACAAUUAGUUUUGAAUUAAAACGUAUGAAUUAAGACGGCCGCUGUUAGGUUCGGGAGCGAGUCCCGGUCCCGACGACAUAGCGCCGGCUUUUGGCACGCUUUGCUAAUAGUGAGAAGUGUUGUUUUAUGAGUCAUUGCACGUUGCGAUGUAGACGUAAUGAUGGAUGUGCAAAUAAACGAAUCCAGUAAGUGGCAGCGCGGAGGGUUUCUGUCAACUCUCAAUAGAAGUUUUCGAUUAGCAAGCGGGAAAGCACGGAGUGUUACUAACUCUCCUACAGAAACUAAAAGCUUUGAACAAAGUUUGGACAUGACAACAGCGGUAACGGGUUUGAACUCGUCGAGUGAUGGCACGGGAGGCCUGAGGCCGCUGGAGAUCGUGGCACCGCGCAUAGACACGUACCGGUUCUCUAUGGCCAACCUAGAGGAGACGCAGGAUGCAGAUCUGGAUGCCAUCCUGGGAGAACUCUGCGCCUUGGACUCCGAGUAUGAUGAAGAGAUAUCUAGGGUAUCUUCAGCACUAUCAUCGGCAUCCAAGUCCAGAGCGAACAGUGCAGCCGAGGGCUCCCAGAGACAAGAUAAGGAGUGCUCUGACGGAGCAUCUAGUAUCGCCCGCACUGAUUCUCCCGACAAUGACUCCGCAUUCAGCGACACUGUAUCCAUGCUGUCUAGCGAAUCUUCAGCAUCCAGUAGCACCAGCACGAAAUGUAAAUCACUAAAACUGAAUCUCCACCAAACACAGAAGGAUGCUAGUUUCCAACUCAAAGCUGAUAAAAUUAAGUUAGCGUUGGAACGCAUGCGCGAAGCCAACAUUAAAAAGCUCUUCAUCAAAGCCUUCUCUAUGGAUGGAUCGUCCAAGAGUCUGCUGGUCGACGAGAAGAUGACUUGUGGAUACGUCGCUCGUCUAUUGGCAGAUAAGAACCAUGUCACCAUGGAGCCCAAGUGGGCUAUUGUCGAGCACCUACCCGACCUACACAUGGAACGAGUGUACGAAGACCAUGAGAUGCUUGUCGACAAUUUAAUGUUAUGGACUAGAGAAUCAAAGAACAAAAUUCUAUUUGCCGAGCGACCAGACAAAAUAUCUCUGUUCCAAACUCCUGAGAAGUUCUUACUGACUGAGGAUGAUAGAGGUUGGUCCAGCGAGCAUGACGAGCACUCGAGACAAGUCAUCAUUGAAGAGUUCUUCGGGCAGAGCGGAGGAACUACCAGCACGGUGCCCUCAGUGUCUGGCCACCCAGUGCCGCCGAUGGAAGGCCCGUUGUAUCUCAAAAACGAUGCCAAAAAGGGAUGGAAGAAAAUAUACUGCGUUUUGAGACCGUCUGGACUGUACUACUCGCCUAAAGAUAAGGUGAAGACACUUAAAGAGCUGGUGUGCCUGGCUACUUUCGACAAUAACGAAGUUUACAUAGGGUUGAAUUGGAAGAAGAAGUACAAGUCCCCAACAGAUUACUGCUUCGCGAUCAAGCACCCGAGGCUGCAGCAACCAAAGAGUGUUAAGUUUAUUAAGUUCUUGUGCGCUGAUGAUCAGCGAACGCUGGAGAGAUGGGUGACCGCCAUGCGAAUAGCAAAGCACGGGAGGCAGCUGUUGGAGAAUUACCGUUCAUUAGUGGAAGAGCUCACUCAGGAGGAUUUAGACCAUCUCGCCCACGCUCGAUCAUGUUCAAUAACUUCGAUCCCCACUAAGACGAACGGCAUGCCAGCGCUGGGAAUCAACAGUCCAGCACAAUCCACCUCUAGCAACGUUAGUGUGGCUAACUCAGACAUCAGCAGUGGCAGACACUCCCGCGCAUCGUCGUCCAGUUCGAGCGGCUGCCUGUCGGACGGCGGCACGGCCUCCGAGAGCGCCUUCGACUGCGAGUUCCCCAUGGGUACGAUAAAGCGCAAACCGUCCAUGAAACCAAACAUUCCGUUGACGUGGAUGACGCGUCAACUGAAGGAGAUGGUGGAAAAGGGCGGAGACUGCGGCGCGGAGGACGAGGGCGGCGGCGACUCCGGCACCCUCACGCGGCGUCCACGCCCCGCGCGGUCCGACGACUCCACGCUCAAACGUCACCACACCAUCGAUACAGCAGACACCACUGUAUACAGCAACGCCAGUCGCCUCAGUGCUACAGGCAGCCCCGUCCGCCUCGACCCACCCUCUCCCACCUACGGCCACUACGAGAGCAUUCCCCGCGACAGCUUGUACCGAAACAGCUCCGAUAGUGGAUCCGCAUUAUAUGGGUACACCACAAUCUAUGAUAAAGUGCAGCGACCACCAGUCGUGAGUACCGUGGAAGACUUGCCCCCGCCCCCUCCGACUGAAGAUAUUCCCGAUGGGAUGUUCAGUUCGACGCUAAGCCUGGACUCGCUGCCGCCGCCGCCGCCUCCGCUCGAGCCUAUCGAAGACCUGACCGGGUCUCAGCUGAGCCUGCCCCCGCCCCCACCAGAGCAUACCAUAGAAGCGCACACGGCGGCCGGGCGCGUGCACGACAUCGUGACGCAGCUGACGGCGCAGCAGGUGGAGCAGGCAGCCCGCGCCGGCCAGUCGCGCGUCGCCACGCGCACUGACCAGAGCCGCACAUUCCCGCGACAACCCUCACUCGACAGCGUCCACUCGGAAGCCUCCCGAACAUCGUCUCUUCAUUCAGACAAGAGCAUUUAUGGUCAACAAAACGUCGCGUACGGCGCCUGUCUCGCCGAGUUGCAGACCAAGAAAAUCAGUAACGGCAGUCCCUCGAUUCAGAAGAAGAUAACAGCUGAUCCUUCUAAAGAACGAACGGGCUCAAUGAAAAAAGUGAUUUUCGCUGAUGACCUCCCGGUUAAUACCGACAGCAAGAAGGCUAAAAAAAUAUCUUUCAAUUUAAAGGAGCAGCCUCCGUUAUCGCCUCGGAAGCCACCGCCACCUAAACGCAAUGAAAGCACAAGGUUAUCGUCACCAAAGAAAUUAGCAGAUUCGAAUAGCAAUCCUCCAAAAGAGUUCCUUAGAGACUUGCAAAGGGUAAUGAGAAAAAAAUGGCAGGUAGCACAAAAAUGUAAAUUGGAGCCUGCGACAACGCCGCACGAGGUUUUGGGUUUUAGGGAAUAUCCUUUGUCAGAGGAUUAUAAGGAGACGAGUGUGUCGAUGUGGGUGCAGGAGCACUACGGCGGGGGAGUGGAGGACCCGUUCUACGAGAACGUGUUCGGGCGCGAGGCGGCGCCGCGCCGCGAGGAGCCCAAGCCCAUCAAGAAGCGGCCGCCGCCCGCGCCGCCGCGCCGCAGCGAGUCCACGCACCUCAGCACCGCGCCGCCGCCCGCCGUCUGAGCGGCUACAUGUACCGGAAUUACAUAUUUAUUCAUAUUCAAUCAUUAUACACUAUUAGAUUAUAUGUUAAACCCUUGAACCACUGUAAUGAAACCGGUGUCUCAUACGUCGCCGAACAAAUACGUGUAGCGAAUAGAAACUAAAUGUUUUCAUGUAACUUUAGGCGUUUCUAAUAAUUAUAACUAAGCUCUCUGGAGUUAGGUAAUAAAUGUUCUUGUAUAAAAAAAUUAAAGGCAACUAACUGCAUAGGUAGGUACUUUAUCCCAAAUGUAUGUAGAGCGUGUUUUCGUAAAAAUGACCAAUCUGAAAGUGUUAUCAUUUGGAACGCAGUUAAAAACAAUUUAAAAUUAUGAUAAUCAGAAUGGGGUGCUAUUUUGAAAGGUAUGUACUAGGGUGUGUAGGUUGGCAUUUUUGCAAGUUCACUUGCAUAUUGAGAAAAAUUGUAGUAGAAUUCAUAGUUUAGGCAAGUGUUAUAAAAAUUAUUUAAUUGAACGUUAGAAAGAGGCGGGUUAUCCAAACUAAAGAGUGCAAGGACGCUGAUAGAUAAUAUAAUUAUUGCUGGUGAACUUGCAAAAUAUAUUUAUUGCAUGAGUUGGAGUUUUGUCAAUUUUAUAUUAUGUUCCUAGUUAAUUAUUAUUAUAAAUGUUUUAUUAUGAACUCGGGCAGUCUACGUUUAGGAUCAUUGUAUAGUAUAAUUGCAACAUGAUAUUGGCUAGAUGAUACGAUAUUAUGUUAUUUCAGCCUCACAGAAAAUAAUGUUUGCAAAUGCGAGACCUACCACGACGCACGAAACUCCUGCUUAUCCGUUGCUGAAAAGGAUGAGUGCAUUUUAUUUAUGUGCGCCAGAACAGUAAAAGUAAAAAGAUAAGUCAUGGUAGGGCUAUACACACUCGUAAUAUUAAGCUUAACUGUGUUCUUGCUUGCCGUCUCCGUAGAUCACACUGAAGUCGUCACUAUCCUCUUGUGUGCCAUAACUUCUGAUUUUAUUGUUGUGAUUGACAAGUGCGAUUUCAAAGGCGCGGGCGCUUCCGAAGCAAGCAUUGUUCAUGAACAUUUAAAUUCUUUUGAAUAAGUAUACAAAGAAUGAAACGAGUGUUAUAAAUAGAGAUUGAAGGGGGACAGAAUGAAAAAUAUACAGAACUCCAAUGUAUCUGAUCUCACUGUGUCAUCAAUAAGCGUUAUUUUUAUGUUUGGGCUGUGAUUACGUCGUGUCUGAGCUAUUUCCAAGAUACGACCCGAUGAGACGACGGCGGCAGGAUAAUUAGUACUUUUUUAUUACCAAUUUAUUGAAUGAUGUAUACACAUCGGAAACUGUUUUGAAUACCUUACUCAUUUCCGAUAUUGUAUCAUAAACAGCUAAUAAAUGUUAUGUAAAUUGUUUUAUGUAUUUUAGCGAAGCACUACAGCGAUGGAACUCGGUCCUUGUGUAGCUUAUAAAUUAAGCUUUGAAUACCUGACUAGAUAUAAUUACUUAUUUAAUCUAAAAUUACGUACGAUUGUUUUUUUAUCCUAGUUUGUUAAUACUGUGGAGUGAAGACAGUGUAAUAUGGAUAUUUUGUUAGCGUGAAGAGGCCUUAUAUAUCGAUAACUUAACGAUAAUUCUAUCUAGGUGUAAAGAACCCUGUCAUUGAACCAUUCGCAUUAAAAUUAAGAAUCUAAAUUAUAAAACUGAAGCGUCAGCUGUGAAAUAAGUUCGACACUAAUAAACAACAACAAAUCGUGAAUUCAGCACAUUUCCAUUAGGAUACUAUAGAUAUAAUACGCAUAUUUUACUCUGUCUUUGCUCGCAGUACGCGUAGCUAUCAACUGCCUUAAUUAAAUAUACUUUUUCAUUAUAUAUUCAAAUUCUGCAUUCCUAUAGUUCGAAAUUAUAAUAUGACUAUAUCUAACUGUAUUUAUUUAUAUAAAAAAAAACAACAACAUUUAAGAAAUAAAAGUAAGCUUGUCACAAAAUAAGCGUUGCACUUGAUGGAAUGAGGCCCAUUUUCACUGAUAACAUAAACGUCCGUUUUUCGUAAAACAACUGUUUACCUACUUUGAAAAUUGGACGUGGAAAUUAGUAAACCGUUGUAAUACAAAAAUGUACGUUUGUAUCCUCGUUGAACUGGGUUAAAGCUUACUUAGCAAUUGUUUAUAAAAUUUUACAAUGUUAUGAUGUGAAUGCCAUGACUGCGUUUGUAUAGUACAUCAGGCAUGCUUUCUGUAACUACAUAAAAAUUUAAUUUUACAUGACACCAGUUAAAGUCCAUCCAAUGAAAUUCGGAUUUCAAAGACUGAAAAUAUGAAAUAAAAAUCCGAUAUUGACAAUAAGGUUGCGUCCAUAAAAUCCGGAUUCGUUAAGUGGUGUCCACAGAAGACACUACUUUUUGUAAUUAUGUGUCUAAGUGGUAAACGAAUUAUAAAUAAUUUCUCUAGCCGAGUUUGGCGUUUUUAUUCUUAUUGCUAUUGACCUGAUGACUUCCAACACUAUUUAAAACAAGCUCAUUGAUAUUCUGAAAAAUCUGCUGUUUCAUUAAAAUAAAAAAUUAUAACUAAGUAGGUAUCCACAAUUUUUGAAAAACUUUGAGGAAGCGAAAAGUUUGAAAAUUUCAAUGAGCAACAUUACUUGGACACAAUUCAUUUUAUAGUCGUUCUUGCUUUAGAUGUUUUAUGUGAAUGUAAUUUUUACUGUAUUGAACUAUGUUGUGGUAAAAUCUACAUUUAUACGAAAUGAUGAGUGUUUGUUGUAAUGUAUCUGUAAUGUUCUGUAUUAUGAUUUUGUAAACAUGCAACACUGUGUGCAAUGUGCUAUGGUUUGUAAUCAUAGCUGGAUCUAUUCGUUAUAAAGGCAACUUGUUCUGCAUACUCUGAUGUGUCGUGAGUCUCAAAACGGGACUUAAAAUACCGAAAGUAAUCUUAAAUAAUCAUUAACUGUUCAUUAAUGUUUGUAUAUAAUAUCUGAUAAAGUAAUCUAGAUCUAAAUUUAAAAUUGUUUACAGCAAACUAAUAGUUAGAUACGGGUUGUACUCUCAUGAUUUCGACGCAUACCUACCUGAUGAUGUAUUGAAAAACGGUUUAGUAAUCAGUUUUGUGUAACGCAUUUAUUAGUAUUCUUAAUUAAAUAUGUUUAAAUUGUACAGAACAAAUUAAUUAUAAACAUUAAUUCUUUGUAUAUUUUUUCAAAUAUAAUGAAAUUCCAAGAA